AUGACUCCAUCUCUCGUUUUCAUUACCGGGUCAACAGGCUUCAUCGGCUCCCACGUCGUCCUCCAAACCCUCGAAGCAGGCUACAAAGUUCGUCUGAGCGUGCGCAAGGAAUCCCAAAUCGAGGGUCUUAAAACUCUUUUCUCCAAGCAUGCUAACAAGGUCGACUUUGUCGUUAUUCCCGAUUUAUCUAUCUCUAGCGCAUUCGACAGUGCACUCAAAGAUGUCGAAUACGUACUUCACAUCGCCUCCCCAAUGCCUGGGACGGGCAUCGACUUCAAGAAAGAGUAUCUGAAUCCCGCAGUGCAAGGUACAACAUCGGUGUUGAAUGCCGCGAAGAAAGUCAGGACAAUCAAACGUGUCGUUAUUGUGUCAUCGAUACUCGCCUUGGUCCCGUUGGAUGCCUUGGUCACGGGAGUGAUGAACGCUAAAGAGGGGCUAAACCCUAGUCUUGCUGUGAAUCCCGACAUGGAGUUCCCCGAGGACCCCAUGGCAAGCGGAGGAAUGAAAUAUCACGCCUCGAAGCUCCUAGCUCAUCGAGCCACCCUCGAAUGGGUUGCGGAGAACAAACCUCACUUUUUAGUCGUCACCCUACAUCCCUCCUUCGUGUUCGGUCGCAACCUUAGCCAGACAUCCCCUGAUGGCGUUGAUGGUACUAAUGCCAUGCUCUGGGGCAGCCUUUACUCCGAAAAGCCAUUCAUCCCCGCGGCCGCCGUGGAUGUCAGGGACGUUGCGCUUGCGCAUGUACGCGCCUUAGGGGCGAAUCUGGAAGGAAAGAAUGGAGUUCAAGAAUUCAUCGUGAGCGCUAGUGAGAAAGAUGGGUGGUCGUGGACCAACGUAGCGAAAUUUGUACGAGAGAAGUAUCCUAACUUGGGUACAAAGCUGGAAGGCUCAUUUGAUGCGCCUCCUCCUAUUGAGGCGCGUCGCGCUGAGGAGAUUCUGGGCCUCAAGUGGAGGAAGAUGGAAGACACCAUCGCGUCUUUCCUGGAUCAUCAGCUGGAGUUGAGGGCUCAGCUUUAG
Messenger RNA from Alternaria atra, 1017 nucleotides. RefSeq lists its product as uncharacterized. The record is from RefSeq and is a predicted model, not a curated record. Gene Ontology annotation, molecular function: oxidoreductase activity, acting on the CH-OH group of donors, NAD or NADP as acceptor. Lineage: Eukaryota; Fungi; Ascomycota; Dothideomycetes; Pleosporales; Pleosporaceae. Bases 1 to 1017 code for a protein of 338 amino acids. The transcript is spliced from 2 exons.